This is a messenger RNA of Closterium sp. NIES-65, 4170 nucleotides long. NCBI's taxonomy places the organism in Eukaryota, Viridiplantae, Streptophyta, Zygnematophyceae, Desmidiales, Closteriaceae. The record is from the annotation of a GenBank genome assembly.
AUGCGCGGAAGGUUAAAUGUUCUCGCGAGGCUCUCGCGGAAAGAUAUUGCCCAGUUACACGCCCGGCAGUCUGGCGGACAGCUUUUCCCGCAAUUCAUACGCGCGCGUAUCCGCGCGUUGAGCGCGUUUGAGGCCGCAGCGGCAGCAGUGGCAGCGCUGCCGGAGGAGCGGAUGUCUCAACCCAGGAGGGACCUGCACUCCGCUGCGCACCGCCACAUGGCACAGUGUCAUCUAGAGCUGGCUAUGCUUGCUGCUCCUGCUGCUGCAGAGACCGACCCCCACCAUCAUCACCAUAACCAGCAUCUCAAUGCUUCGCAGCAGCAGCAUCCGCAUAAGCAGCAGAAACAACAUCAGCAGAAUCAUCAACAGCAGCAACAACAGCAUGCAGCACAUGCAAACGAUGCUGACGUGGCUGGUGGCGCCCCUAUUACAGUUCACAAGCAAAGCAGCUCCAAGGUGCAGGGCAAAGCACAGGGGAAAGAUCAGGUGAACGCGCAGGGGAAAGUUGAGGGAAAGGUACAGGCAAAAGCACAGCUCAAGGGGCCGAGGCGGGGAGCGAAGAUGCAGCAGCAAGCGCAGAAGAAGGGUGAGAAGCGGGGAAAGCGAGAGCGAGAGAAGGCAGAAACAGGGUUGAUGCGUCCUGCGGAAAAGCAUGGAGAGGAGUGGAGCCUGCCUGAAAUGGACCAGGAGGGUGGUCUCAGUGGGAAGAGGAAGUUUGAGGGGGAGGGAGCAAUAGAGGGCGUUACGAAUGGGUUGGAUGAGUUGGAUGGGUUACUUGGACUGGCUGGGUUGGUGGAGGAAGAAGCGGAGGGGAGGGAGGCGAAGCGGGUGUGCAGUGCUCUCGACAUGUUUGCUGCUGUUGCUGACCUCGAACUGAGGAGAGAGGAGAGGCUGAGGGAGGAGAGGCAGAGGGAGGAGGCGUGCUUGUUGCAACAAGACAGCGUUGGAUCUCUGAAGAAAGCAGCGGAAAGAGGGGGGAUGGCCACGACCAAUCAUCUUGCUGUCAUGCUCCUGCUGUACGGGCGAACAGAGCAUCUGAGCCGUUUCUGUGCUGUCCUCUUCUCACAUGCUCCCCUGCUCGCCUCCCCUGAAAAAUUCCCACCUGCCUGCUUCCCUGUUCUUGCUUGUUUCAGGGGAAGGUACGAUGAGGCUGCGGCCUGCCUGCAGGCAGUGCUGCAGAGGGAGCCGCAGCACCCUGCUGCUCUCUGCUCGUACUCCGCCCUGCUGCUUGCUACACAGCGGUGUCAUGGCAGGAGACUUGACAGGAAAGCUGGCAGUAAACUUGACCACAUGCAGCAGCAGAAGCCGCAGGUGGAGCAGAAACUGGAGCUGCAACAGGAUUUGCAACAGCAGGAGCAAGUGCAGCAGCGGCAGGACGAAGAGAAGGAGAGAGCUCCGAAUGCUGGUGUUGUUGUGGAUGUGACGGAGACAGAAGGUGCAGAGUUGGCUCCAGCAGCAACGGGCACAGCAGGAGCAGAUGCAACCAUAGAAGGAGGAGAAAGCAGAGUGGUUUUUUCAGCGGCUGCAGGGGAUUUGGCAGGGGUGUCAGCACAGCAGUGUGCCACAGCAGCAGUGCAGCUGCUACCGAGUUGCGGCUUCCUCUGGUGCAACCUUGCCCACGCCGCCACGCGCUCAGGCCGUUGGAAGCAGGCGGCUAAGUGCAUGUCCCAGGCUCUGAAGCUGCAGCCGGCCAGUGCGCCUCUGCGCUUCGCAGCAGCAGCCCACCGCAUCGCGACUGCUGCCGCUGCCCCUUUGCCCCCGGCCCUCGCCUCCCAGCACAUCCGCUGCGGCGUUGCAGAGAUGGCAGAUGCGAUGGGACUGCCGGAACUGACGUAUGGCUCCAACGGCGUCCCAACAUUUUCACGUGAUGGUGCUUCUGCCAUCAUUUUUGGAACUGGUGCUGGUGCUGGUCCUGGUGCCACUGGUGCUGGUACUAAUGUUGCAAGUGCUGGUGCUGCUGGUGCUUUUGGUGGUUGUCAUGGCGGAAAUCGCAAGAGCGUUUUGAGCCAUGUGCCUGAGUGGAUGGCGUGGGACGUGGUGGGGCAUGCGCAUGCAGCCCUUGAACGGAGAGCUCUCCAGGAGAUUGUGACUAAAACGGGGGCGUUUGUGGUGGAAGAGGAGGCGCGGUUGACUGUAACUGGGUGUUCUGAUGGAGGGAGCGCACAGGAGGGGUUGGGUGAGGAGGAGAUGGAGAGGGGGGGGGGAGGAAAUCGGUUAAUGGCGCUGCUGGUUGGUGCAGCAUCACGGGGAGAGGAUGGGGAUGGAGAGGAGGACGAGGAGAAGAGGUGCAAAGAAGAGGAGGAGGAGGAGGAGGGUUUUGGAAGCGGGGAUGGUGGUGGGAGUGGGGAGGCGGUGAAUGAGGAGCUGGCAUGUGCGGUGGUGCAGGCAGAGGAGCUGAAGCUGGCCGCGUGGAAGAAGCAGUCUCUGAUGGCAGCAGCAGGGGCGGGAACCGGAGCCCAUCAGCUGGGCGUGCAUGCGCUGCACUCUGCCAUUCACUCACUUGCUUCUGACAUGGGAGAUGGCACCACAAUGGGGGGUGCUGCUGCGGACAUCAGAGAUGCUAAUGGUGCAGUUGAGCUGUCUUCCACGGGCUACUUUGCAGCAGCUCACUCGCACUUCCUGAGAGCUCUCUCACGCCACCAGCAAUCGACAGCCACGUGGAGUUCCCUAGAUGAGCACUUCCCUAGCACUUCCCUAGGCCUCUGCCUACAGCUUUCUGGCCGUCUUGACGAAUCCGAGGCAGCGUAUACCCGCGCGCUGCACUGCCCAUCGUCGCUGCCUCCUUGCCCUUCCACCGACCCAUCUUCUCCUCCUUCCUCUUCUCCUCCUCCUCUACCUCCUCCUCCUGCGUCUGCAUCCCAUGUGACCUGGUGCAACCUCUCUCUGCUUCUGCGAGCCCAAGGCCGUCUCUCUGCUGCCCUCUCAGCUGCACACAACGCCCUCCUCCUCGCCCCCAUGCACGGCCCCUCCCUCUGCAGCUUCGCCCUGCUCUCUGCCACCGCUGGCCGCUGGAAAGACGCUGUGGACGCAUUUCAGCGCGCGAGUGAGGUGUUUAGAGGAGUACAGGGAGGCGUGGAGAGAGGGGAGGUGGUGGGGGAGGAUGGGGGGGUGAUGGAGGGACGGGGUGAGAUGGGAGAGGGGUGUGGGUCUGGUGUUGGUGAGGUGGUGGGAGUGGGUGAGGCGGUGAGAGAGGCUGUGAGGGUGAAUCUGCAGGUGGCCUUGAAAUGGCAAGCACGGGCAGAGGAGGAAAGGCAGAAGGCGAAUGGGCGGAAUGAGAUGGCUGGACCAGCGGCAGAGAGGGCGUCUCAAUAUGCGGCUGGUGAGAUCCCUGCUGCUGCUGCUGCUGCUGCUCCUGGUGGUGGUGCUGGUGCUGCUGCUACGAAUGUCUGUCCCUUUGUGCCCGCGUUUUUCCGUCCCGUCGCCCACGCGAUCUCCUCUCGCCUCCCUUACCCACGCGAUUGUCGCCGCCCUUCCGUGGCUCGUCCCGCUGCCUUCUCAUCGCCCAUCCCAUCGUCCAUCCCGUCGCCCAUCUCGUCGCCCAUCUCGUCGCCCAUCCCGUCGCCCAUCCCGUCGUCGAUCCCGUCGCCCUUCCCGUCGCCCAUCCCGUCGCCCCUCCCUCCGCCCUUCCUAUCUCCCCUCGCCUAUCCUCUCCUCCGUCGCCCUUUCUCUCCCCCGUCGCCCUUUCUCUCCCCCGCCGCCCUUUCUCUCUCCCGUCGCCCUUUCUCUGUCACGUCGCCCUUUCUCUUUCCCGUCGCCCUUGCUCUCUCCCGUCGCCCUUUCUCUGUCACGUCGCCCUUUCUCUUUCCCGUUGCCCUCCCUCUCGUCGCCCUUUAUCUCUCCCGUCGCCGAUCCUCUCUCCCGUCGCCCUUCCUUUCUCCCGUCGCCUAUCCUCUCUCCCUCGAAACAGUCAUCGCCCUUCCUCUCUCCCCUCCCGUCACCCACCUCGGCGCCCUGGCGCUCGCCCCGAAAUGUCUGCCCGUCGCCCUUCGUUUCUCCCCUCCCAUCACCCAUCUCGGCACCUUCGCGCUCGCCCCGAAAUGUCUGCAAGUCACCCUUCCUUUCUCCCCUCCCAUCUCCCCACACCCUACCAUUCCACAAUUUUCACACAAUCAGCUCUCUACGUGCGUUGUCGUUUCCUUCUCGUUCUUUGUUUUUUUAUUCCUGACAUAA